Panicum virgatum (switchgrass) is the source of this 448-nucleotide messenger RNA. RefSeq lists its product as uncharacterized. The record is from RefSeq and is a predicted model, not a curated record. NCBI's taxonomy places the organism in Eukaryota, Viridiplantae, Streptophyta, Magnoliopsida, Poales, Poaceae. The transcript is spliced from 3 exons. Bases 25 to 414 code for a protein of 129 amino acids.
GCUGAUUUCUUAUUCAUCCUCAGAAUGGCUUACCAGCAAUAUAUUGCAUUAAAUGGUGCUCAUCCCCCUGAGAAGCCUAAAGAAAUGACUCUACGCACAUACUUUCCGUGCCACAAGCAACCUGCUUGCUCUGUGUACUGCGGGUAUUACUUGUGCGAGCAUCUCAGGGUACAAGGGAGAUACACAACUGAUCCUGAAAAUGACCAUCCCGAAAGGAACUAUGGGCAACUUCAUGAGAAACAACUUCUAGAAGUAGUCGCCGAUUUAUGCCGUUUCAUCAUGCACGAAGUGAUCAACCCGAGGGGAACAUUUUAUGAUAAACACAGCGAAUUAGCAACGGAGAGUAAAUAUCUUGGUCUUCGUGAGUGGGAGAACAAGAAGCACUGUGCCUCCUCUAGUAGCAUCGGUAAAUAGGAGAAAACUAUGCAUUCAAGAUACAAUUUUAAUG